This is a messenger RNA of Fusarium coffeatum, 336 nucleotides long. RefSeq lists its product as uncharacterized. The transcript is spliced from 2 exons. Bases 1 to 336 code for a protein of 111 amino acids. NCBI's taxonomy places the organism in Eukaryota, Fungi, Ascomycota, Sordariomycetes, Hypocreales, Nectriaceae. The record is from RefSeq and is a predicted model, not a curated record.
AUGACCACCAGCAAAGGCAAGGGGAAAGCCCAACCGGUGACCAAAGAGCAGGACAUUUUCAACCGCAUCAUGGCACUUAAGGCUGAUGUGCAAGCUAUGUACGCCCUAGUCGACCAACUCGACAAGAGCAUUCAGGAAAGCGGAGUUAAGCUUGCGGAGAUGCUUCAGGAACGGCAUAAAACAUUGAAAGCUGAGUUGAGCAAUAUGAUUGACCAGGGGGACGUUGAGCCCCUGAGUAUCAACCAUAAUGCCUCAGAUCAGGACCCGAAUCAAAAUCAGACCAGUCCGAGCCAACUCCCUAGCUGGGGCGCAUCUGAUGCCUUUCCUGAUUUCUAG